UUGCGGCCUCCUCCGCUCCCCCGUCACGUGACUUGGGAAGGGAGUAAUGGCUGCUAUGGGGGCUGUUGAAAGGCCCUCCCGCCUCUCCCUCCCAAUUUUCUCCGUCCUCCUUCUCCUGUUAUCGCUGUUCCUUGCCCAGGCCGCUGGAGUCAACAGCUGCCGGGGAGAGUUGGGCCUCAGGCCAGGAGACGCCCGUGACUCUGAAGCCUGUGGACUGAACCUGCAGCUAGAGCAUUCGUUUGAGCUUGAUGACAGCAUCAGAUUCAAAAAGCGGGGCACCCUCCUGUGGAACGUGGGCCCUGACCCCAGCCUCUCGCUAAGCCAGAAGCAAUUAACUGAGGAGGAACGCAACAAACUUAGGGAGGUGGCAACAGAGGGUGGACUGUACCGUGUGCGGAUCCCGCGACGGCCCCUGGGCAGCACUGAGGAGAGUGGAACUGAAUAUGUCACCUCUUUCGUCCGAGCAUGUUCAAUGGUGGAAUCUCAUCUGUCAGACAGGCUGACUGUUCACACGGAUGUCGCUGGCAACAUCAUUGGUCUCUCUAUUGUCACUGUGCCUGGUUCCUGCCAUGGAGCUGAGGUGGAGGACGUGGACCUGGAAUUGUUCAAUACCACUGUCCUUCUCCAGCAGCCCAUACCAGCGGCUAUCCCUGAGACGGCAGCGUUUAUUGAACGCAUGGAACAAGAACAGGCCCAGAAAGCCAAGAAUCCGCAGGAACAGAAAUCCUUCUUUGCCAAAUAUUGGCAUUUAAUUCUGGGCGGAGCAGUGCUUCUCCUAGCAACCAGCUCUGCAACAGCCCCUCGGGAGCCGGGACGUCAGCCCUGAGCCAAAAUGGAUGUAUAUUAUCCCUAUCGUCCUGUUCCUAAUGAUGUCUGGAGCACCUGAUGGAGGGGGACAAGGAGGGGGCAAUGGAGGCAGUGCUGGGGGAGGUGGGAGGUGAGGGCAGCUUGUUUUUCCUACAUUAAGGGGAGAGGUCAUGUAAAUAAAUAUUACUAGAGGAAAAUG
Molecule: messenger RNA, 1006 nt
Organism: Rhineura floridana
Lineage: Eukaryota; Metazoa; Chordata; Lepidosauria; Squamata; Rhineuridae
Gene: EMC10
Product: ER membrane protein complex subunit 10
Exons: 8
Coding region: 47-826 (259 amino acids)
Cellular component (GO): EMC complex
Source: RefSeq, a predicted model, not a curated record